This is a messenger RNA of Verticillium nonalfalfae, 1668 nucleotides long. RefSeq lists its product as uncharacterized. The coding region runs from base 1 to 1668 and encodes 555 amino acids. Gene Ontology annotation, molecular function: 5'-3' DNA helicase activity. The record is from RefSeq and is a predicted model, not a curated record. NCBI's taxonomy places the organism in Eukaryota, Fungi, Ascomycota, Sordariomycetes, Glomerellales, Plectosphaerellaceae. The transcript has a single exon.
AUGCAGGCCAAACUAUACCGAAUCUUCUGUUCUGCAUCAACCAACGUGGCUGUCGACAAUUUCGCCGACCGCCUGGAUCAGACAACAAGCAGUGUUUGCAAGCGCUACAAUGCCGGCAAGCAACAAGAAGACUCAACUCGUAUGCGACACAGGCUAGUUGUCCGUGCAUUCAGGAUGCAAGACGAGUUUGCAGCCGUCAUGCACCUCCUUCGUUAUCCAAUCCCCGAGAGCGAUAGUCCGCGAAUACCCAUCGCAAAGACCUCAAAAUGGCGAUUCCACCUCUCGAUCUCGUCUUGGUUGCUAGCUGUGCUCGGCUCGCGGGCCGUCGGCGUCAGGGAACUCACACCUGACGACAGCGAAGGGUUGUUCAGACUGCGAGCAAGCAUCGAAGAAAGGUCACAGUACUCUACUCUUCUCGCCGUUGCCAAGGGUGAAAUAGGCUGGGACGAGUUCGUCUUGUCGGGCGCUUUGCCGGAGGACGCCGGACAUGCUCUUCUUAAGGCUGUCAUCGAAGCGGCCGACAUCGUUUGCGCAACCCCGUCCAUGGCUACGGAUGACGUCUGCAGGGAAUGGAGGACAAGUGUGGCACGUGGAAUCGCCAUCGAUGAAGCGGCAAGCAUGACCCGCGCUGAUCUCGCCUGUGUCUGGGGCAACUCUCUACUUCCUUGCUUUCUCGCCGGCGACGACAAACAGCUCCCUCCCGCCGUAAUGACAGGUGACGAACAGGACUCGGAGGGCAAUCUCAUACACAGAUUCAUUGCCGACGGCAAAUUGUCAGCACUCGAGUACCUUAUGGGAACCGGCCUGCCCGUCUACCGUCUCAAAACCCAGUUGCGCAUGGGAUGCGGCUUAUUUGACAUGGCCGCGAAGGAGAUUUACCCCGAGGUCCCCUUUGCUUACGAUACGUGCUGCGACGUCACUCUUGACAAGUUUGCUGUUGGCCGGGAUCUCGAGUCGUAUGCUCGAGCAAAGUAUCCCAACCUUGUUCCUGCUCCGUCUGGCACCCUGCAACCUAUUUUUGUACAUUGCGAAGGGUCCUCGGUCUUUGUCGACAAGAUUACCGGGUCAAAGUAUAGCAGGGAUCAGAUCAAGAUUGCCCUCGACUUUGCCGUUGACCUCCUCAAGGUCCGACCUGGCAUCACGUCUUCCAAUCUCGUGCUGCUUACACCCUACCUCAGCAAUGUCGCGCUGAUCGCCACCAUGCGCAAGUCGCGAGAAUAUGCGGCAUCGCUGGUCCAUAUGCCCCGAGCAACAACUAUUGACGGAUUCCAGGGCCAGGAGGGAGAUAUUGUUCUUGUGGUCAUGAGCACGAAUCGGCAGUCGGGGCCCGGCUUUGUUUGCGAGCCUGCACGUCUUAAUCUCCUCCUGACGCGCCAGAGGUCCGGCCUGGUCAUAUUUGGUGACCUGACAAUUGCCGUCCCUGCUGCCAUAGUGGCAGCAGGGCCCGGUGCUCCGUCGACCGACGACAACGGCAAAGACGAGAAGGGCAAGGGCAAAAGCAAGGGCAAAAGCAAGGGCAAGGGCAAGGGUGAUCUCCCCAUACGGGUGUAUCACUCCGAUGGGAGUGUUGGCUUCACCAAGGCGACUGUGUUGCGUAAUGUUUUCAGAGCCCUGGCCGCGGCGGGGCGAUUUGUCGUAAUCAAGGCUACGAAGUUGGAGGAGGCAUAG